Messenger RNA from Cyanidioschyzon merolae strain 10D, 3873 nucleotides. RefSeq names its product kinesin-related protein. Gene Ontology annotation, biological process: microtubule-based movement. Bases 1 to 3873 code for a protein of 1290 amino acids. Gene Ontology annotation, molecular function: microtubule binding; microtubule motor activity; ATP binding. The record is from RefSeq and is a predicted model, not a curated record. The transcript has a single exon. NCBI's taxonomy places the organism in Eukaryota, Rhodophyta, Bangiophyceae, Cyanidiales, Cyanidiaceae.
AUGGCGGAUGACAAGGAGAAUCAACCGCGCCGGACACUUUAUCCGAACGAGAGCACAAAGCUGUUCGGAGAGGGUCAUGAUGUGAGAGAAUGUCAAUCCAACGGAGACGCCUCGUCAGAAACUUGGGUAGACGGCUGCAGUGACGCUAUUCGGGUCGUGCUGCGUGUGCGCCCGCUGACGCCGGCGGAGCAUGAGCGCUCCCAGAGAACCUGCCUCGAACUGGACUCGGCAACAAACUCAGUUUUAAUAGGAACGAAUAACGACCUACGUCGAUUCACCUAUGAUCAUGUGGCGUCGCCCGAAGUUGACCAGGCACAGAUGUUCUAUCUUGUCGGUCGGCCGAUCGCCGACAGCGCUCUUGACGGCUAUAACGGUACAGUUUUCGCUUAUGGUCAGACAGGGAGCGGCAAAACGUAUACAAUGCAAGGAGAUGUCUACACGAACAAGGAAUCCGAAGAAAAGGACAACCGGGGGCUCAUGCCACGGCUGUUCGAAUACAUUUUUGCGCAGAUCGCCCGCCGGGAACGAGAGCACUCUGCAACGCGGUACCUCGUCAGGUGCUCCUACCUCGAAGUAUAUAACGAGGUUGUCACAGACUUGCUGGAUCCUCUGUCUACAAAUCUGGCCAUUAGGGAGGACUUUCGCAACGGCGUCUCUGUGGAAGGCCUCUCCGAGGAACUCGUGUCCAACGCGGACGACUGCUUGCACGUUCUCGAGCGAGGUCUCUCCAACCGCCAUAUUGGAAGCACGUCGAUGAAUAGGGAGUCCUCACGCUCGCAUUCGGUGUUCAUCAUGGUUAUCGAGAGCGAGACGACGAAUGAAACACGUGUAACGACUCGGCGCCGAUCCCGUCUGAAUCUUGUUGACCUUGCAGGCAGUGAGCGUCAAAAGCUUGCCAGAACCUCUGGACAAACGCUCCGGGAAGCCGGCAAUAUCAACAAGUCUCUCUCUGCGCUGGGAAACGUUAUUAAUGCACUCGUCGAUAUCGCGAACGGCAAGGAGCGCCACAUUCAUUAUCGCGACUCGAAGCUUACGUUUCUGCUCAAAGAUUCUCUGGGCGGCAACACGAAAACGACCAUGAUCGCAACGGUCUCUCCUAGUGAGCAGAAUUUCGCGGAAACACUGAGCACGCUCAAGUUCGCGCAGCGCGCGAAAUACAUCAAGAACAAAGUUGUGGUGAAUGAGCACCUCUCCAGCAACAACAUUGCUGCCCUGCAGGCAGAGAUCACUCGACUUCGGCAACUAGUUACUUCCGCUGGCAUUCCAGUAGACGCAGACGUCUCCAAAGUUGGCUGGAUUGUUGCACGGCAAAGCGUGCCAGGCAUAGACUGUGAGAAAAUGCACCUACAGAGAAUCGGCGAUCUCGAGCGUCUCCUCCUUGAGGCCCUCGAUCGUGCUCGCUAUCACCAGGAGCAAUACCAGGCACUAGAGCGACAGAACGAAGCUCUCAACACAGCGUGCCGCAAGCGAGACAAAGUUUUGCAGCAAAACAAGAUGAUCCUUCGAUUGCGAGAUGCCGCACUGGAACGUGUACGCAGUAGCGGCGAGGUCUAUCCAACGUCAGAGGAGCUCCUGAAAGAAAUUGAGAUUCUCCGCGAACAGAUUGAGCACCACCCUCAAGUAACGAGCUAUGCUGUGGAAAAUAUGCGUCUGCAGGAGCGAAUUCGCGUGCUAGAGAGCCUGGUGCCCGCAGAUCAAGAUCAAAGUGCUUUCGUCAAGCUGGAGCGCUUCGUGGAGCAGCUACGAAUAGCAUAUCAGGCGUGCUGCGAAGAAAAGAAUUCACUGCACAAGAAAUUGCACGAGCUCGUGUACGCUGAACUGGAGCCUCUUGAUCAAGCGGAGAAAACACACAAUCGCUUUAUCGCCUUGGAACUGUACAAAUGGCGGGAGAAGGAACGUUUCGAACAGCAAGUCGAGGAAGCUCGUUCGGAAUGCCGUCAGGCGAUGCUCAAGUACGAGCACGCACAACGUGAGUUGGAGACGCUUCGAACGAAAUUCAAACAGGUAGAACAAGCAUACGAGGAGAAGAGAGCAGCAUGCGUGGAGAUGGAAACGGCGCUCUCCACGCUCCGUCUUCAACACGACAAACAAACGGACAUCGAGCAGAAAAUACUCAUUUUAAGUGAUGAGUUGCGGGAAUCCCGUGAGCGGUGCCAGAGUCUAGAGACGGAUGCCGCGGCGCUCGAGCAAGAGUGCGAUCGCCUGCGUGCAGUGUUGAAUGACACCAAGGACCGUCUGCAGCACACUGAGACGGAGAAAGAAGCUCUGGAGCAGCAGCGAAAUCAGCUCGAGAAGCGCCUUGAGCAACUUGAAAAAGAUGGCCAGCACAUGCGUCAGGAAGCUGCGGAACGCGCGCAAGCCAUGGAGGCUGCACAUAACGCCGCGCUCACCGAUCUGGAGAGCCGUCUCGCGAACGUCCAGAUGGAGCUCGAGUCGCAACUGGAACGGAACUGUGCGCUCCAAGAUCAAAUCGACCAACUGCAGUCCGAGACAGAUUAUCACCGAGGUCGAUAUCAGGAAGCCCAGCGAGAGCUCGCCAACGCGCAAGAACAAGUCAAGGGUCUGGAGAGCAAAUUGGCUCAAAGCAACGCCACCGUUGAGGAGUUGCGCGCCUCCCAAUGCCAACAGGCGGCGAGCCACGACGAGCAAUUGCGGAGCGCUUUGCGUCAACAGAGGAGUGCUGAAACCGCGCUGCAGCAAGAGCGCGAAACGCUUCACCGAUUACAGAGCGAUCAUGAACAACUCCUUGCGCGACACGAAACCAUUCAACAGGAACUUCGUGAGAGUAGAGACAUGAUCCAGCGACUGCGCGUGGGCAUGCAAGCUGCACAGCACGAGGCGCACGCUCAGCAGGAAGCGCGGCUCGCACUCGAACGUCGCGUGACAGACUUGGAGCAGGAGCGAGCCCAGGGCUGCGAGCGCGUGGCGACGCUCGAGCAGGACCUCACCAGUGUGCGUCAACGUGCUGAUGAAGCUUCCACAGAGGCUGCGGCUCGCAUCAGCGAGCUCAUUCAGGAACUCGAGCGCAAGCACUCGGCGCUGACCCGCGCCCAGCUCGCUCUAGCAGAAACCGUCGCCAAAGCCGACCUCGAGCGCAAGCAGCUAGCUGACGAGCAUGCGGAACGCCUCAGGGCUCGCGAUCGACUGCUAGCCCAGUCUGAGGUAGAGACUGCAAAGUUGCGCCAGGGAAUUGAGAACUUACAGGCUUCUGUUGCCGAAUAUCGCAACGAACAACGUGAACUGCAUCGCCUUGCAGCCCAGGAGCGGCAGCAGCGCAAAAUGCUCGAAGAUGACUGGGAGAAACAACGGCGUCAGUACGCGAGAGAUAUGGAUGCACUCCGGAAGCGCCUCGAGGCGGCCGAAAGCGAAACGCGAAUGCGCUGCGAUGCCCAAGCUGACGCUCAGCGAGAGAUCGCUUGCAUUCGUCAACAAGCGGAAGCCUACCAACAGAAAUUGGCGCAUGCCGAAAAGCAUCGCGCUCAACUCGAAAAUCGACUCGUCAUGCUCGAGCGAGAUAAGCAGCGACUUGUCGCCGAGAACCGCCACGCCAAUGAGGCUUUGAUUCGCGCACAAGCCCAGUUCGAAGCACUCGAGCGCGAGCACAGGCAGACCAGUGAAGCGCUCGAAAAGGAACGAGUAGCGCUCGCGAGCCUUCAGACCGAAUUCGAACAGCUCCAGAUCAUGUGCGAACGCCUGGAGGAGGAGAAUACCAAGCUUGGUGGACACCACAAUUUGCGUCAGCGCAUUCAUCAUCAUAUUCGAGUCAAGGAGGAGAACGCGGUGCUUCGCAAAGAGCGCGACCGCAUCGCUGCUGAGCUCGAUGCCUGCAGAGCUCGUCUUGCCGAACUAGAGAACGCACCCGGCACCAGCUAG